GUGCCUACUUGGUUUAUGUAGACACUUCGAGAAAACAAUGGCAUUAUCAGCAAAAAUACGAAAAGUGGAAAGAAAAAUAACAACUAAUGAUCCUAAAGAAAACACAAAAAACUAAAUAGAAUUUCGGAGCUAACUGUGUUUUCUGAAGCAUAGAGAAACAAGAAACAGAGGUUGUCGUCCUAGGUUUUAGAAGAAAGAUAUGUCAUUGUUGUCGGGGAAGAAGAGAAACAGAGAGAUAACACUGUUUAUGUCAAGCCCUUCACUCCCAGCCUCAAAAAUUGUUCAACUUGUUACUUGUGAUGAUAAAAAAAUCGACUUUGGUUCCAUAGCUAAAGCUUUUGGAUUAGACCCAUCAACGGUGAAGUUGAAUGGUUACUUUAUAAGUAGAGGGAUUGAUCUUUUAUCUUCCUCUCUCACUUGGAACUCUCUUCUCUCUUUCUUCUCUGUUAAAGGCUUGUCUACUGGGAAACAUAAUCAUGAUGCUCUUCUUGUCACUGGAAAAGUGGUGAACAAUGGAGGACAUGAAUUGCAAGAUUUUCAAAAUGAAAUUAUCAAGGUGAUAAAAACUGAGCAUGAUGCUAGCAACAGAGGAAAUCAACUUGAAGAUAUCAACUUGCAGAAGAAUAAAAAGUUCAGAGAUAGUAAACCAGGUGAGAUUUUGAAUGUCCUAAACUGCAAGAGAAAGCAACUAUUUGAAGAUGUCAACCAGUUCAAGAAGCUAAAAAUAAACGAGGACAAGUUUGAUAUUCAAGAUAAAGUCGAUGAACUUCCUGGAAGCUUUUCUCGAAGCCAGUUUACAUGCAGUUAUACAAAUAAAAAUCUCAAGCGGCUAAGAGACUAUGAGAUUGUAGCAGCUAAUUACAAAAGGAUUAGAUAAAUUUCUAACUCAAGAAAAAUGUUUGAGUUUUUUACAUGUAUGAUGUCCUGUAAAAUUGUUUCAGAAACCAUAGAUUUUGAAUAACCAACACUAAUCAAUUUUCUGGGUUGUUUAAAUAGUAACAUGUAUGAUAUGUGAGAAACUAAGUCAAAAGUUACAAAUUCUAUUUUGUUGAUAAUAUAAA
Messenger RNA from Lathyrus oleraceus (garden pea), 1061 nucleotides. RefSeq lists its product as uncharacterized. The record is from RefSeq and is a predicted model, not a curated record. The transcript has 4 exons. Lineage: Eukaryota; Viridiplantae; Streptophyta; Magnoliopsida; Fabales; Fabaceae. The coding region runs from base 200 to 877 and encodes 225 amino acids.